AAAAAGAAAAAAGCUUCUUAUAUAUUCUCUGCUCUUUUGUUUGAUACAGAACAGGAAUUACCUUGAACAUCUCACCUUAUUCUCUUGAUAUUAGCUACUGCAGAUUGUUCCUAAUAGCUACUUGAGUUGAGCAUUCACUGAAAGUGCUGAAAAUAAGGGCAAGGAGGAAUCUCAUCAAACAUACAGCGUCUAGUCCAAGAAUUGACCUCCUUAGCUAAGAUCUCGAAGAUUGUUCCUAAUAGCUACUUGAGUUGAGCAUUCACUGCUGAAAAUAAGUGAUACAAGGAGGAAUCUCAUCAAACAUACAGUAUCGAGUCCAAGAAUUGGCCACCUUAACUAAGAUGGGGAGUUUCUUGCUUGACUUGGCGAAACCAUAUGUGGAGCAAUUGGUAAAUAAGGUGAUUGCAGAAUCAAGGUAUAUUUGUUGCUUCACAUGCAUUGCUAAGGAUUUCGAAGAAGAAAAAGUUAGAUUAGAAGUAGAAAGGGCAACUUUUGAGCGACACAUUGAAGAGGCAACAAGAGGAGGGGAAGUUAUUCUACCUGAUGCUCGUGCUUGGAAAGAAGAAGUUGAUCAGCUCAUUCAAGAAGAUACCAAAAAAAGACAAAAAUGUUUUUUUGAAUCCUGUCCUCAUUGCUUAUGGAGAUAUACUAGAGGAAAAUUUCUUGUAAAUAAGAAGGAGCGAAUUAAAAUAUUGAUGGCAACAAGAAAGGAACUUACAAUUGGACUCCCUGCUCAUCUUCCUGAUAUUGAACGAUACACGACCCAACACUAUGUGCAUCUUAAAAGCAGAGAAACUCAAUACACAGAGCUUUUGGCUGAACUCAAAGAUGACAACAAUUAUAUAAUUGGGUUGCAUGGAAUGGGGGGUACAGGUAAAACUACAUUGAUCAAGAAAGUGGGUAAGGAACUUAAGGAAUUAAAACAAUUUACUCUGGUCAUUGUUACGACAGUGUCAUCAUCUCCCAAUAUUAAAAAGAUUCAAGAUGAUAUUGCCAAGCCUUUGGGAUUGAAAUUUGAUAACUGCAAUGAUACAGAUCGACCUGAAAAACUAUGGAACAGAUUAACCAAUGGUGAGAAGAUUCUUCUAAUAUUGGAUGAUGUGUGGGACAAACUCAAUUUUGAAGAAAUUGGAAUUCCGUCUAGUGACAAUCACAAAGGUUGUAGGGUUAUUAUAACCACACGCAGUCAGUUGGUGUGCCACAAAUUAGGGUGCAAUAAGAUAAUCCAACUAAAUCUCAUAUCUAAAGAAGAUGCAUGGAUCAUGUUCAAAAAGUAUGCCGAUCUAUGUGAAACCACCUCAACGCAAUUUUUUCUUGACAGGGGCCGUAAAAUUGCAAAUGAAUGCAAAAACCUACCUAUUGCAAUUGUUGUUAUCGCUAGUAGUUUGAAGGGCAAAAAACUUCAGCAACAUCGAGAGGAAUGGGACAUGGCCUUAAAAUUCUUAAAAAAAGACAUCUCAAGGCACAAGGAUGAUGAUGACGUUCUUGAAAUUUAUAAAUGCUUGAAGUUUAGCUAUGAUAAGUUGGAUGAAGAGGCCAAGAAUCUAUUCCUUUUGUGUUCUGUAUUUCGAGAAGAUGAAGAAAUUCUAAUUGAAAGUUUAGCUAGACAUGCCAUCGGAGGAGGCCUUUUUGGGGAAGUUUAUGGCAGCUACGAAGAAACCCGAAGACAAUUAGUUAUAUCCAAAAACAAACUCCUAGAUUCUUGUUUAUUGUUGGAGGCCGGUCAAAGGAGAGUGAAAAUGCACGACUUCGUUCGUGAUGCAGCCCAAUGGAUAGCGAACAAAGAGAUUCAAACAAGAAAAGUGUAUGACAAAAAUCAAAAGGAAAUGAUUGAAGAGGAGAAAAAUCUUAAAUAUUUGUUAUGCGUAAGCGAUGUAAAGGAGAUCUUUUCUUGUAAGUUUGAUGGUUCCAAGAUUAAGAUUCUAAUUGUCAUCAUGCAUAUGCCUUUUCAUGGAGAAAUUGAAGUCCCAAAUUCAUUUUUUGAAAAUAAUACCAGCCUUCGAGUUUUUAAUUUACGUAGUGGUCUUGGUUGCGCAGCUAUUAUAUCAUUACCUCAAUCAAUGCAACAAUUGAAGAAUAUCCGAUCUCUUAUGUUUGCACAGUGUCUUUUGGGUGACAUCUCUAUCUUUGGAAAGCUGCAAAGUCUUGAAGAACUUGAUUUGUAUCUAUGUGAAAUUAAUGAAUUGCCUAAUGAAAUUGCAGAACUAAAGAAAUUUAGAUUUUUGAAAUUGGAAUGGUGUACAUUUGGUGGGAAUAAUCCAUUUGAAGUGAUUAAAAGAUGCUCAUCACUUCAAGAGUUGGUCGUAAAAUAUAAUUACGAUAUUCAUGGAGAAAUAACUUUCCCUAAAUUGCAGUGGUUUCAUGUAAGUGAUGAAGAUACAACUUAUUCUUCACUGUCAAAGUAUGUGUCUAUGAUAUAUUCGGAUAAUAAGGUUUUCCUAUCUGAAACAACACUCAAACAUUGUAUGCAAGAAGCAGAGGUUCUUAGACUAACAAGUAUUAAGGGGGAAUGGAGAAAUAUCAUACCUGAUAUUGUUCAUAUGGAUCACGGUAUGAAUAAUCUUGUUGAGCUUGACUUACAUUCCACUUCACAACUAAAGUUCCUUAUUUACACUAAGGAUCCUCAUUCUCAAAUAUCAAAUGUUUUCUCCAAGUUGGUUCGACUAGUUCUGAAUGAUAUGGACAGUUUGGAAGAAUUGUGCAAGGGUUCUUUUUCUGCUGACUCUUUUAAGAGUUUAGAGAGUCUAUCUAUAUUUAAUUGCAAACAGUUGCGAAGCUUAUCAAGGAUUGCAAACCAAUGCAAUUUAAAGAGUGUGUCAUUGAUGAAUUGUCCCAUGUUGAGCUCCUUAUUUGAAGUGUCAACUUCUCAUAAUCUAGUGUUGUUGGAGAUAUUGAUAGUAAUUGAUUGUCAGAAUCUUGAAUACUUAAUAAAAGAUGAAAGAAAAGGGGAAACAUUUGAAAGCAACAGUAGCAAUCCAAUGUUUAUGAAAUUGAAAGAUCUCAUAAUUGCGGGCUGUCCAAAAUUUGAAAUAAUAUUUCCGCUUAUCUCUGCUCAUGAUCUUCCUGCACUAAAAUCUGUAGGGGUGGAAAGAUGUGAUAAGUUGAAAUACAUAUUUGGUCAAUAUGUCAAACUUGGGUCCCUAGAAGAUAUGAAGCUUGGCUGUGUACCCAAUUUUAUUGACAUUUUUCCAGAAUGUAAUCGUACAAUGUCUUUCUCCAUUAACAGGUCAUCUCCUAUUUCAAUAUCUGCUUCCAAGCCAACUACACACUCAAACACUAUCAAAUGGAGCAUCUUGUCAUGGACUGAUAUGUAUUGUUGUGGUAAAAAAUUGAGGAGUACCACAAGUUCUAAACUUCCAUUGAUUGAUGAGAAUCAACCGCACACUAAAGUAAUGGAAUCAAACUCAAAUUGUCUUAGCAUAAACAUAUGGGAGCGUGCUCAAUGUCUUUCAAGACAAUCAAAGAUCAUGUGCAAUAUUAAAAAGAUUGAGUUGAGUAAUUUGAAGAAGAUAAAAUCAGUAUUUGUCCUAUCUAUUACUCCAAAAAUGUUAUUGGAAACUUUGAUACUUGAAAAAUGUCAUGAAUUGAAGCACAUCAUAAUAGACACGGGAGAUCACGAUAGUACAGGUGGAAAUACCCUUGGCAAUGUGUUCCCAAAAUUAAAAGAGCUUACCAUUAAGGAUUGCAUGCAAUUAGAGUACAUAUUUGGACACUACACUAAUGAUCAUCAAAACCACACUGAAUAUCAUCUUCAUCUUUCGUCAUUGGAACGUGUCUAUCUUUGGGAGCUGCAAAGCUUAGUUGCCAUUUGCCCCAAACAAUAUCAUAUAACAUUGCCAGUUUUGAAUCAACUUGUACUCAAAUAUUGCUCGUGGGAUGCUAAUAUAAAGUCUUUUGGUACAAUCAUGAAGGAUUUGCUUGCUUUGGAAGACCUUGUGUUAACUAACUCCAAAAUAGAAAGUAUAUUUUGUGUCAAUGAAGUAAAUGAACAACAAGUGAACAUAGGAUUGCAAAAUAUUGAGUUGGAAAAUUUGAAUGUGAUGGUGUGUCCUUUUGUGGGUCCCAAAAAUUCUUUUUUCCUCCCGAAUCUAACAAAGAUGAGAAUUAUUGGAUGUGAAAAAUUGCAAAUAAUUUUCCCUGCUUCUAUAUUAAGAUACCUACCACAAUUGGAUGAGUUAAUGAUAGGUGACUGUGAGGAGUUGCAACAUAUCUUCCAAGAUGAUUUGGAGAAUCAAAACAUGUCGUCUUCAACAACAUGCUUCCCAAAGCUAAAAGCACUUUCUGUAAAAAAAUGCAAUAAAUUGAAAUAUGUGUUUCCAGUCUCUAUUUGUAACCAACUUCCUGAGUUAAGGGUUCUAAUCAUAACAAAAGCAAAAGAGUUAAAGGAAAUAUUUAAAAGUAGUCAAGGUGAUGGAAUUGAGAUUGUCAGGAUUCCAAAUUUGUAUUUUGUAGCAACUGUGGGUCUACCAAGCCUCUUCCAGACACAGGAAAUUCAAUUUCAGAGAGCUGAAUAUCGUUUAAUAAAGAAUUGUGAUAAACUCUCUUUGACUUCAACAACAAGAAUACCCCACUUCUGGAGUUUUUCUCAUGAUAUUCCAGAUUUUGAAAGGAAUUCUUAUUUGUACAAUCGAAUUCAAGAGUUAGUUACUGAGAUUGAAGUUGAAGCAGCAUCAAAAAAUAAGUGGACUUCUCCACAGUUGAAAGUAAAACAAACACAAAAGACAGACAAAGAACUUGUUGAAAAUGUUGCUGGUCAAGUGACACCAUUAGUAGCAAAACUACCAACAAAUUCAGAAGCACCGAGGAAUGAACAAUCAGUUGAUCAACAAAGUCCACUUGAAGAAACUGAUGCUACUGUCACACCUUCACACGUAAAUAAAUUGGAGGGUUCAAUGUCUGAAAAAGCUGUAGGAACAAAGAAUGUGUCACCUAAACAAAAGGAGUUGUUAAAUGAACAAUCAACAACCCAAGGAGAAUCUCAUGCUACAAUUAAACCUUCUCAGGAAAACAAUGGUUCAAGGUCAGAAAAAAUAGCAGCAGCCAAUUUGUCCACCAAUUCAGGAACAAAGAAUGAGUCACCUAUACAAAAGGGUGUCAAGAUAAGUGUUGAACAAGGAGCUACAUCAACCAAUUCCAUAGAAAUAACAUCAUCAGGUCCAACAGUUACUUCUGAGCAUAAUAGUUUAUCACAGGCACCAAUUAAUGAACGAACAAUGGAUCAACAAACUUCACUUGAAGAAACUGAUGCUACUGUCACACCUUCACAGGAGUUGAUAAAUGAACAAUCAACGACCCAACAACAAUCACGUGGAGAAUCUCAAGCAACAAUUAAACCUUCUAAGGGAAACAAUGGUUCAUCGUCAGAAAAAAUAGCAGCAGCAACUUUAUCCCCCAUCUCUGAAACAAAGAAUGAGUCACCUAAACAAAAGAAGGAUAUCAAAAUAAGUGUUGAAGGAGGAGCUGCAUCAACUAAUGUUAAGACAUUAGCAGCAUCAACUUCUAAGCGUGAAAAACUUUCUCAUGAAUAUGGUAAUGGCCAAACAGCCAUUCAAUCUUUUUCAAUUUCCACAAAAGAGCCACUUGCUAUGGAUGUUGUUGAUCAUGGAGGCCCACUGCAAACAAAUCAGAUUAAAAAUCUAGGGGACACUUCUCAAAUAGUAGAAGAUUCAGGUUCUUCUUUAUUUGUCAGGAGGGAGCUUGAGCAACUAGUCUCUGAGAAUCAUUUGAAUUAUGAAACCUUGUCUCUAUUGACAGAUUUCUUUGUGAAGCAUCCUUCUAUUCUUUUAAAGGAUGCUUUACUGACUAAUAGAUUCAAGGGUUAUGCCUACACUUGCCUUGCAGAUUUGUUGAAAUUCCUCCUAACACAUAGUGUGUUGGAUGUCUUAGGUUCAAGUCAUUCUGAAUUUGUUAACUUAUUACAAGUUAUGCGCAAUUUUCCUUUUAACAACGAUUGGUUGGAUGGUGUUGAAAAACGCGCUUUAUUUCCUGAUUUACAAUUCUCUCAAGAUGCGAUGCAAAAACUAUUGGAUUCUAAGAAACAAGUUACCAAGGAAGUCGAAGAGAUGCGUUUGAAGUUGUAUUUUGUCAAUCAACAUGCAGAAGAUAUCAAGCAUCAAUUGAGAUCCUCCGAAGCUGUAUUGGCGAGUAUCAUUAAACAAGAGGAACAGGUUUUAGAAACUACAGCAGCUUUAAGUGUUCCUCUUGGCUAUUAGUCUAUAUUUUGUUGUUGGAGCUUUUAUACUUGAAUGAAGUUUAUUCUUUGUGUAAUUUCAUCGUUUCUCAUUUUAGUAUUUUAAAAUUGUUCCUAAUUGUUGUAUUUAAGUUGAUGUAGUAUCUCCCUUUACAUCAAAACUCGGCUCUUACUGAAUAAAUUCUGUUACAU
This is a messenger RNA of Vicia villosa (hairy vetch), 6382 nucleotides long. RefSeq lists its product as uncharacterized. Gene Ontology annotation, molecular function: ADP binding. The record is from RefSeq and is a predicted model, not a curated record. NCBI's taxonomy places the organism in Eukaryota, Viridiplantae, Streptophyta, Magnoliopsida, Fabales, Fabaceae. The transcript is spliced from 20 exons. The coding region runs from base 342 to 6212 and encodes 1956 amino acids.